Molecule: messenger RNA, 334 nt
Organism: Staurois parvus
Lineage: Eukaryota; Metazoa; Chordata; Amphibia; Anura; Ranidae
Source: the annotation of a GenBank genome assembly
AUCUCCGAUGGGGGGGAAGUACUGUUUGUAAACAAAACAGUUCACUCCCCUGUCAGCUCCUGCACAUUGCUUUGCAUGGCUGUGCAUAACACAGCCAUGCAAAGCAGUGUGCUUACAGUGAAGCACAAACACAGCCACACAGUUACAAACGGCACAUAGCACACAGUUAACCCUUUGAUCACCCCACAUGUUAGCCCCUUCCUGCCCAGUGCCAUUAGUAAAGUGUCAGUGCUUUUUAUCAGCACUGAUUCACUGUAUUGGUGUCACUGGAGAUGUUCGUGACACCAAGUCAGUUCCCUCCAGUGUCAGAAUGGCCGCCCCAGUCCAGCUAUAA